UCCGCGCUGCCGCCGGCCCCGCUGCGCGCUGUGCUCGGCUCCGCAGCCCGCAACCAUGGCGGACAUCAAGACGGGCAUCUUCGCCAAGAACGUGCAGAAGCGGCUCAACCGCGCCCAGGAGAAGGUCCUCCAGAAGCUGGGAAAAGCUGACGAGACAAAAGAUGAACAGUUUGAAGAAUAUGUCCAGAACUUCAAGAGGCAGGAGGCGGAAGGCACCAGACUCCAGCGAGAACUCAGAGGAUACUUAGCAGCAAUCAAAGGCAUGCAAGAGGCCUCCAUGAAACUCACCGAGUCUCUGCAUGAGGUGUAUGAGCCUGAUUGGUAUGGUCGGGAAGACGUGAAGAUGGUUGGAGAGAAAUGUGACGUCCUAUGGGAAGACUUCCAUCAAAAACUAGUGGAUGGGUCCUUGCUGACUCUGGAUACCUACCUGGGCCAGUUUCCUGAUAUAAAGAAUCGUAUCGCCAAGCGCAGCAGGAAGCUGGUAGACUAUGACAGUGCCCGCCACCACCUGGAGGCUCUGCAGAGCUCCAAAAGGAAGGAUGAGAGCCGGAUCUCAAAGGCAGAAGAGGAAUUUCAGAAAGCACAGAAAGUGUUUGAAGAGUUUAACGUUGACUUACAAGAAGAGUUGCCAUCACUGUGGUCAAGACGAGUUGGAUUUUAUGUGAAUACUUUCAAAAAUGUAUCCAGCCUGGAAGCCAAGUUCCAUAAGGAAAUUGCUGUGCUCUGCCACAAACUGUUUGAAGUGAUGACGAAACUGGGCGACCAGCACGCGGACAAGGCCUUCACCAUACAAGGAGCUCCCAGCGAUUCGGGCCCUCUCCGUAUUGCCAAGACCCCAUCGCCACCAGAAGAGCCUUCACCCCCGCCGAGUCCCACAGCUGGCCCCAACCACACGCUCGCACCUGCGUCUCCUGCGCCUGUGCGGCCCAGGUCACCGUCACAGACAAGGAAGGGGCCUCCUGUUCCUCCUCUGCCUAAAGUCACCCCGACCAAGGAACUGCAACAGGAGAACAUUAUCAAUUUCUUUGAAGACAACUUUGUUCCGGAAAUCAAUGUGACGACACCUUCCCAGAAUGAAGCCACCACGGAGGUGAAGAAGGAAGAGACUCUGCUGGAUCUAGACUUCGAUCCCUUCAAGCCUGAGGUGGCACCCGCUGGCUCUGCUGGAGUGAGCCACUCACCCAUGUCUCAGACAUUGCCCUGGGACUUAUGGACGACUAGCACUGAUUUGGCACAACCGGCUCCUGGUGGUUCAUUUAAUGGAUUCACCCAGGCUGAAACUGAACAGGCUGUACCCACCGAGCUGAAAGCAGAGGAGCCUCCUGUCACUGUGGCCCCUGCUGCUGGGCUGGACCUUGAACUGGAGACUGAGGAGCCCCAGGCAGUGGAGGAGUCAGUGAUCCAGCCUGGAAUGGAGGGUGCAGAGACUGUGGGAUCCCAUGUGCCCACUGAGGGGGCUCUGGUGGAGGAAAUAGAGGCAGACAAGGCAGCCCUUCCUGCCAGCGAAGGAGGAAGUUUAGAGGAGACCAAAACGGAGGCAGAAACCACAGAGUUUGCAGACAGUGACAGACCUCCAUCUGCAGAGACAGAUACAGCAGCCACUCAGGAGAAGGUCAUCCCUUCUGUGGUCAUUGAGCCUGCCUCCAACCAUGAAGGAGAAGGGGAACACGAAACAGCCAUGGGUACAGAACCUGAGGAGGCCACAGCGGAUGUGGCUCCUGGGGCCUCCAUGGGGGAACCUCCAGAGCUGGCCAGGGAGCAGGAGCCUCCAGAGGAUUCCCAGGCUGCACCUCCUGAUCAGCUUCCCUCAGGAGGGGAGGCCUCCCCGGAUCAGCCGCCUGGCUUUCUCUACAAGGUGGAAACAUUGCAUGAUUUUGAGGCAGCCAAUUCUGAUGAGCUUAACCUACAAAGGGGUGACGUGGUGCUGGUGGUCCCCUCAGACUCAGAAGCUGACCAGGAUGCAGGCUGGCUUGUGGGGGUGAAGGAAUCGGAUUGGCUUCAAUACAGAGACCUGGCUGCUUACAAAGGUCUCUUUCCCGAAAACUUCACCCGGCGCCUGGAGUAGGGCUGCAGGUACUAUAGAAGGAGCUUCCUGACUGGGUUUGGAACCUCCAUGAAAUCCUGAAGAGUUCACUUUUGCUAUCACACAUGGAAUAACUUCCACGGUGACACCAGACAAAGUUUAAGAAGACUUAUCCACAGAGCAUGUGUGAAAAAAAAUACAUAUAUAUGUAAGAGGGGAGAAAAAAAAGCAAAUGAAGGAAAAAGUCUUCACUUUGUUCUCAUGUGGUCAAUAGCAAGUCUGUGAUUGUCUGAGCUGUGGAUACUUAUACUUGAUCCCCUUUCCAGUUCUCUACUAGCUUUCUCCAGGCCAACCCUUUGUUUCUCUGCACCAACAGUGUGGUACCUAGUGGGCACCCCAGAAGCUGUGUUGAAGUGUUCUGUAGUGCAAAGUUAUCUGACCCCUGCCCAGGCCGGAGCAUGCGUGCGUGCUCUCUCUCUCCUUUUCAGGAUUACUGUGUCUCAAACCAUACUGCUGAAAAUGUUUUCAAUGGUCUUUUCCAACCUGCCUCUCUCUACAUAGAUAUGGACACACAAAUCACACAAGCUAGUCCCUGUGACAUUACACCUAUGUGUAUGCACAAGAUACAUAGGUGCUUCCUUUCCUUUCCUUUCCUAUCCUCCCCUCUCCAUUCCUCCCCUCCCUUUUCCUCCCCUUCCC
This is a messenger RNA of Perognathus longimembris pacificus (Pacific pocket mouse), 2722 nucleotides long. It is a transcript of the gene Amph, whose product is annotated as amphiphysin. Gene Ontology annotation, biological process: synaptic vesicle endocytosis. The coding region runs from base 56 to 2065 and encodes 669 amino acids. Gene Ontology annotation, cellular component: synaptic vesicle; plasma membrane; cytoplasm. The transcript is spliced from 20 exons. The record is from RefSeq and is a predicted model, not a curated record. NCBI's taxonomy places the organism in Eukaryota, Metazoa, Chordata, Mammalia, Rodentia, Heteromyidae. Gene Ontology annotation, molecular function: phospholipid binding; protein binding.